AUGUUGAAGUUGUGGCUCGGGCUCGCUCUAACGGCUGAUUCAUCGGCGUUAUUUAGGGGAAGCAAUAGUUUUGGGAUGAGUCUAAAAAGGCCAUCGGAGCUCUAUAAACACCUAAGAGUUUCCAAGAGAUAUAUCCUGGGGAAAUCCCAUGAUGACAUAGUGACAUCGCUCCCAAAAGAUGAAGAUGCCCCCGAGCUAGAGUCACGACUUCAAUUCCAUAAGCAAUUUAUGAUAGGAGCGCAAAGUAACAGAGCGGGGUUAGGAUCAAAUAGGAAAGUCCAAGAUGCGGAUAUAUUGAAGUCUUUUAUUCGGCAAGACGAGAAUGAUAAAUAUAAGAUCCAUGCAAUGAAUUUAGAAAUGCAGAACGAGUGGUUAGACAUAGGAGAUUUUUGCAUCCCAUUAGCAUUAAAAUGGCGCACUUUAAUUUAUGAUUGGUCGCCAGCAUUGCUAAAAUUCUAUCUCAAUGCGUUCCAGAUGACUCUCCCAGAUCAGAGUAAUUUAGUAAGAUGGGGUAAAAGUACCGAAAAAACUUGCUAUAUCUGUGGAAAGGCAGUUGGAACUGCUAAGCAUCUGCUAGUGGGAUGUAAGGUACUCCUUGACAGCGGUCAAUACUCGCGUCGUCACGAUAGGGUUCUAGAAGUCAUACGUGAAGCGGUUAGUCUUUCGGUAGCCAGAGCGCAAAAGGGAAUAACCACAAACGAACGAUCAGUAGGUUUUGUGAGAGAAGGCUCUAGGGCUACAAAAUCAAACGUCAAGCCUUACUCCAUCCUUAAAGCGGCGUCGGAUUGGACUAUAAUGAUGGACACGUAUGAAAAACAAUAUAAAAUCCCCGAGGAUAUUUGUGCGUCGGCCUCCAGACCGGAUAUAUUUUUGUUUUCGCGAAUUUUGCGCGUAGUGAUGAUAGAGCUUACGGUCCCUUGGGAAACCAACAUCCCCAAAGACCAUACCAUCAAGGUCAACAAAUAUUACGAGCUCACAAACGAACUCACUCGAAAUAGGUUCGUAGUAGAUUUGUACGCGGUAGAGGUGGGAGCGAGAGGUAUAACAGCGAAAUCUCUCUAUAACCUACUAAAGGACUUGGGCUUGUCCAGAACUCACAUUAAUGCAUUCUUGGAACGUACAUCGAAGGCAGCCCUAGUAGGUUCUUUUCAAAUUUGGUUAGGUAGGGAGAGGAACUUGGACAGUGGAGGUGAGCGUAUAACGCGCGUUAGUUAA
This is a messenger RNA of Danaus chrysippus (African queen), 1215 nucleotides long. The record is from the annotation of a GenBank genome assembly. NCBI's taxonomy places the organism in Eukaryota, Metazoa, Arthropoda, Insecta, Lepidoptera, Nymphalidae.